AUGUAACAAUAAUUAUUAAAGCCUUAAUCUAAAGAACAUGCCCUACAAAUAUUACAGCAGGGAUUCCAAAUGUAUUAACAAUAAGGACAUAUGAGUUUCAACGAGAAUGCUAAUGUGAUUUAAUAACCAGAAAGAAUGAGUUUCAAUGAUUCAAAGAUGAAAUCUCAUCCAAAAGUUCAUAAUAUUUUCGAUAGUCAAAGGAGAAUAAAAAACAAUUAACAUCAAAUCGAGCAGAGUAUAGUUGGAAAUAGAUUUGAAAUUCCUGUUUUGCCAUCAGGUAAAUAUCUCAAAUUUAAUGUUCUAUCAAAUUGGGGAGAUAAAUAACAAGUUGGUCUAAAUGGAAUUGAAGUCUUUGACUCACAAGGAGGCAAUAUCACUAGAUAUAUUAAAAUGCCUAUGCAAGAUGAAUACAUAGAGAAAUUGAAAUUGAUUGACGGUUACUAAGCUGUUAAAGAUGAUAAACAUAUUUGGAAAACAAAGAAUUUAAAACCAGAAAUCAUUAUUGAUUUGACUGCAAACAUCAAAAUAUCUUUGAUAAGAAUUUGGAAUUACAAUAAGUCAAGGAUAAGAUCUUAUAAAGGUGUUAGAUUAUUAAAGAUAACAUUAGAUGAGAGAUUAAUAUUUUAUGGAGACAUCCAGAAAGCAACAGGAGAUCUAAAAAAGUUCUAAGAUAAUUGUGAAUACAUAUUAUUUACAUAGGACAAUAAAAUAAUUAAUAGAAUAGCUGAAUUAGAUUGGCUGAACAAAAGAGCUGAAGAUUAUUCUAUCUAGAUUCUAUAAUAGACUAUGAGUAUGUAAUAAAUUAGACCGAACACUGGUACUAAAUUAUAGUCAUAGAAUACAAGAUAGUAAUAAAAUGAAUAAUCUCCUUCAUCAAAAUUAUAUUCAUCCAGACUAUAUUAGCUAUAAAAUAAUGAUCAAUAGCAGUAAGCACUCUAGAUUUAAAGACAACAACAAUAAUAUAAGGAGUAAUAUAUUUAGAGGACUUCAAAUAAAUAAGAAAAGGUAUAAAUGCAAUAUCCAGAAUACCUUACUGUUUCUGAUAUCUUAUUGGAGUUUAAUAAUGGAUCAAAGAGAUUUCUAGGACUUAAUGGGCUAAUGUUGAUUGAUGACAGAAAUUAACAGAUUUAUUAAGAAGAUAUUUUGGAUUCUAAUUUAACUGAUUAUGACAUACAACGACUAUUCUAUUCUAAUAAUCCUACUCUAGUUGAUUCAUCAAAUAUGGUUUGGCUAAAACAAAAGAAAAUUUAUUUCAAAUUUAAACAAUUGACAAAAUUGUCUAUGAUUAAAUUUUACAAUUGCAAUCAAAUCAUAAGUGAAUCAACAUUUGCUGGACCAGAAAUAGUCAAAAUUACUUAUAAUGGGAGAUUCAAAAUAUUUAAUUUAAGACCUGCUCCAUGUGAAGAAAUUAAUUUUGUUUAAACAAUUACUCUGACUUAACCUAAUAAUAAUUCUUAUACUGGAAAUUUGGUGUCUAAUUAUGAAUUAUUUAACUAAAAUUACAUAAUAGCAUAUCCUCCUUGUGGGAUGCUAGUCACUAUUUAUUUGUUUAAUACUUGGGGAGAUAACAAUUAUAUCGGUUUAAAUGGAUUAGAGAUUUAUGAUCAUUAAGGUUCUGCCUUAUUAUCAAGAAAAAUAAUUCCUUAUACAAUUCACUCAGUUCCUCAAUUGGAAGAUGACCCAAGAGUAGUCUAGAAUUUAGUGAUUCCUCCUCAUGAUACCACUUGUUAACCUUAGAGAAGCUUCUUGGCUCCUUUCAUAAACACUCCAAUGGAGAAACUAAAAAAUAAAAAUGCCAUCAUAAUCUAAAAAGCAAGAGAUUUGGAGAGACAGGACAUCAAUAAGAUAUAUGUGUUGUUCGAUAAACUUACUUGUUUCAGUGGAAUAGAUUUUUAUAAUUAUACAAAGGAUUGGCAAAGAGGAGUAAAGCAAGUUCAUAUCUAUAUAAAUAAUAGAUUGAUAUAUCAAGGUAACAUUAAUCAAACAUUCCAAGAUAUUAAAAAGAAUAUAUUUAAUAAAACUACUAUAUUAUUUUCAGAUUCUAACUAAAUUAAGCAAUAGCUAAAUCCAUAUUUCUAUUAAUUCCCAGAAGAGUAGGUUUCUUUAAUUGAUGAAAACAGAUAAUUAACAUAAAGAGAAUAUCAACAACAUUUCCCAUAACAAUUGAUUAGACCUAAAACCAGUGUUAAAUGA
Paramecium tetraurelia is the source of this 2193-nucleotide messenger RNA. RefSeq lists its product as uncharacterized. The record is from RefSeq and is a predicted model, not a curated record. The transcript is spliced from 5 exons. Lineage: Eukaryota; Ciliophora; Oligohymenophorea; Peniculida; Parameciidae.